This is a messenger RNA of Cokeromyces recurvatus, 4413 nucleotides long. Its product is annotated as ABC-2 type transporter-domain-containing protein. Gene Ontology annotation, cellular component: membrane. NCBI's taxonomy places the organism in Eukaryota, Fungi, Mucoromycota, Mucoromycetes, Mucorales, Mucoraceae. Bases 1 to 4413 code for a protein of 1470 amino acids. Gene Ontology annotation, molecular function: ABC-type transporter activity; ATP binding; ATP hydrolysis activity. Gene Ontology annotation, biological process: transmembrane transport. The record is from RefSeq and is a predicted model, not a curated record. The transcript is spliced from 4 exons.
AUGUGGGCAAUUAGAAAAAUCAUUUCAUGCUUCAGACAAAAGAAGGAUAUAUUCCUCAAGCAAGUUGAGGAUACGAAUCCACAAAAUAUAGAAAAUAAUGAUAAAUAUGCAUAUUCUACAAAUAGCAGUACAAUUGAUGAAGAGACCAAUAACAACAAUUGUGGAUUUAACGAAACUUUUGGCGAGCCAGAUGCCAACCAAGUUUCUAUAGAAGGCGCUAAGAAUGAAUAUGAUUUACUUCGUCGGGAAUUAAGUAAUAGAAGCCAUAAAGCUUCAUUAUCUCAAGCUGAAAAAGGCGAAUCAAAUUCCGAGGAUUUCAAUCUUGAUGAAUUUUUACAUGGAAUUUCAAAAGAAAAAGAUGCUAAUGGGCAUAAGCGUAAGCACCUCGGUGUAUCCUGGAAAAAUUUACAUGUUGAGGGUCUAGGUGCUGAUGCUUACACAAUUCCUACAGUUGUUAGUCAUAUAACAUCACUAUUACAGUUCUGGAAAUUUUUCAAAGGGAAUAAAGCCAGCAAAAAAGUCAUUAUCGAUAAUCUUACUGGCUGUUGUAGAGAUGGUGAGAUGCUUCUUGUCUUAGGUCGACCAGGCGCUGGUUGUACUUCAUUCCUUAAAGUGAUAUCGAAUAUGAGAGAUUCAUAUACUUAUAUUGGUGGUGAUGUUAAUUAUGGUGGUAUCGACCCUAAAACAUUUGCAGAACGAUAUCGUGGUCAAGUUUGUUAUAAUGAAGAAGAAGAUCAACAUUAUCCAACUUUAACUACAAAGCAAACACUUCAAUUUGCUCUUCGUACCAAAACUCCUGGAAAUCGUUUUCAAGGUGAAACAAAGGGUGAAUUCGUUGACCGUAUUUUGUAUUUACUAGGUAACAUGCUUGGUCUCACUAAACAAAUGAAUACCAUGGUUGGUAAUGCCGCUGUUCGUGGCCUUUCUGGUGGUGAAAGAAAACGUCUUUCAAUUGCAGAACAAAUGACUACUCGUAGCGCAAUUAAUUGUUGGGAUUGUUCUACUCGUGGUCUUGAUGCUGCCUCAGCCCUUGAUUACGUACGAUCUUUGAGAAUCAUGACAGACAUUUUUGAUAUGACUACAAUUGCAACUCUUUAUCAAGCAUCUAAUAAUAUUUUCAAUUUAUUCGAUAAAGUACUUGUUUUAGAUGAAGGCCAUUGUAUCUAUUUUGGCCCUACUAAGGAUGCCAGACAAUAUUUUGAAGAUCUUGGUUUCCAUUGCCCACCUCGUAAAUCUCUUCCUGACUUUUUAACAGGUCUCUGUAAUCCUUUAGAACGUGAAUUCAAACCCGGAUUUGAGGAAUCUGCUCCUAAACAUUCAGUCGAAUUUCAAGAGAGAUAUUAUCAGUCUGAUAUGUACAAAUAUAUGUUGCAAGAUCUUCAAGAUUAUGAAAAUACAAUUGCUGAAGAAAAUAAGGCUGCUGUCUUUGAAGAAGCCGUUCGUGAAGAGCACCAAAAGCAUGCUCCUAAGAAGACACCCUAUAUUGCCUCAUUCUUUCAACAAGUGAAGGCGCUUACGAUUCGUGAACAUCAUUUACUUAUUAAAGAUAGACAAGCUAUUAUCUCUCGUUAUGGUACUAUGCUUAUUCAAGGUUUAAUUACUGCCUCUUGUUUUUAUAUGCUUCCUUUAAAUGGUCAAGGCGCUUUCUCUCGUGGUGGUGCUAUUUACUUUUCUGCCAUGUUUAAUACCUUUAUCUCUCAAUCUGAACUUGUUCGUUUCUUGACUGGUCGUCCUAUUCUUGAAAAACAUAAACAAUUUGCUUUAUAUAGACCUGCGGCUUAUUAUAUUGCUCAGGUUGCUAUGGAUAUCCCUUAUAGUAUCGCUCAAGUAAUGUUGUACAGUAUUUGUUCUUACUUUAUGAUGGGCUUGAACCUGACUGCUGGAAAAUUCUUUACAUCCUUUAUUGUGCUCUUUUUCUUGACUAUGUGUAUGACAGGUUUCUUCCGUCUCUUUGGUGCUCUCUCAUCUAAUUUCUUCUUGGCUACUCAAAUUACUGGUAUUUUACUCAUUGCAACCACAACUUAUACUGGUUAUACCAUUCCUUAUCAGAAGAUGCAUCCAUGGCUAUCAUGGAUUUAUUAUAUCAAUCCUAUUACCUAUUCUUAUAAAGCAUUAGUUUCAAAUGAAAUGGAUGGUCAAAUUUAUUCUUGUGAAGGACCUGGUAACGCAGUCCCUUAUGGCCCCGGAUACGAUGACUGGAAUUAUAAAGUAUGUACUAUGCAAGGCGGUACCCCCGGAGAAUCUUUCGUCAGAGGUGAUAGCUAUCUUCAAGCAGCAUUUUCAUAUAAUGCCAAAGAUCUUUGGGCACCUGAUUUUGUUGUAGUUGUUGCCUUCUUCAUCUUCUUUACUAUCCUUACUGCUUUAGCUAUGGAAUAUGUCAAGUUAAAGAAAACAGCCACUCUUACUAAGCUUUAUUUACCUGGCAAGGCACCUAAGGCUCGUACGAUUGAAGAAGAAGACGAAAGACGUCGUAAACAAGCUAAGAUCACUCAGGACAUGGAUAAGAUAUCAACCGGAACUACAUUCUCCUGGCAACAUGUUAACUAUACUGUCCCCAUUAAGGGAGGUUCUAUACAACUGCUGAAUGAUAUUAACGGUAUUGUCAAGCCUGGCCACUUGACUGCUCUCAUGGGUUCCUCUGGUGCUGGUAAAACCACUCUCUUGGAUGUCCUUGCUCGUAGAAAGACAAUUGGUAAAGUAGAAGGUAGUAUCUAUCUUAAUGGCGAAGCUCUUAUGAAUGACUUUGAACGUAUCACUGGCUAUUGUGAACAAAUGGAUAUUCAUCAACCUGCUGUCACUGUACGUGAAGCUCUUCGAUUCUCUGCCUAUCUUCGUCAGCCUUCUGAGGUCUCUAAAAAGGAAAAAGAUGAAUACGUCGAACAAAUUAUUCAGCUCUUGGAAAUGGAGGACAUUGGUAAUGCCCAGAUCGGUGAAAUAGAAAGCGGUUAUGGUAUCUCUAUUGAAGAACGUAAGCGUCUUACUAUCGGUAUGGAGCUUGUUGGUAAACCCAAACUUCUCUUUUUAGAUGAACCUACAUCCGGUCUUGAUGCACAAAGCUCAUAUAAUAUUAUUCGCUUUAUUCGUAAAUUGGCAGAUGCAGGAUGGCCUGUUCUUUGUACCAUUCAUCAGCCUUCCUCUAUCCUAUUUGAACAUUUUGAUCAUCUUUUACUCCUCGUUCGUGGUGGUCGCACUGCCUACUAUGGUGAAAUCGGUAAGGACUCUCGUACAAUGAUUGACUAUUUUGAAUCUCAUGGUGGACCCAAAUGUAAACCUGAUGCUAAUCCUGCUGAAUACAUCCUUGAGGUUGUUGGUGCCGGUACUGUUGGUAAAGCUUCAAGGGACUGGGCAGAGGUAUGGAAAGAGUCGGAUGAAGCGAGGGCCCUUGAUGCAGAACUUGAUGAAAUUAAUAGAACCGCUGAUCAAAACCCUACCCGUAAGGCUUAUACUUAUUCCACCUCUUAUGUUACCCAAUUCCGCCUAGUAUUUAGUCGUAUGUCCCUUGCCUAUUGGCGUUCAACUGAAUAUAAUAUUGGUCGUUUCUUAAACCUGAUGUUUACAUCCCUUAUUACUGGGUUUACCUUUUGGAAAUUAGGCAAUUCUUCCUCUGAUAUGAUGUAUAAAAUUUUUGCCUUGUUUGGUACCUUUAUCAUGUGCUUCACUCUAAUUAUCUUGGCUCAACCCAAGUUCAUGACAGAACGUAUCUAUUUUAGACGCGAAUAUGCCUCACGUUAUUAUAGCUGGCUCCCUUGGGGUGUUGCCGCUAUUUUAGUUGAGAUUCCUUACAUUAUCUUUUUCUCUGCUACUUUUAUGUUUGGCUUCUAUUGGACGGCUGGUAUGCAAAAUACAUCUGCUGCUUGUGGUUACUUUUAUAUCACCUUUGUUGUUCUUGUCUGUUGGGCUGUUACUUUAGGUUUUGUUAUCGCAGCUGUAGCUGAACUGCCUACCAUGGCUGCCCUCAUCAAUCCAUCCGUUCUUUCUAUUCUUAUCCUAUUCUGUGGUUUGAUGCAGACACCUAAGGCGAUGCCCAAAUUUUGGAGUUCCUGGGUUUACUGGCUUGAUCCUUUCCAUUACUACAUUGAAGGUUUGACUGUAAAUGAACUUGAAAACAUGAAGAUCGUAUGUAAAGAAGAAGACCUCCUACGUUUCUCUCCACCACCUGGUCAAACUUGUGGGGAAUAUACAGCUGAUUUCUUUGCUAAUGGUGCCUUUGGUUACAUUGCUAAUCCUGAUGCUGUUCAACCUGAACAAUGCGGCUAUUGUACAUACAAAUCGGGUCCAGAGUUUUAUGAAGGCAAUAUGAAUUGGAGUGCAGCUAACAAAUGGCGUAAUUUUGGUAUCCUUUUUGCUUUCUUUAUCUUUAACAUCAUUGUAUUUCUUAUACUUGUUUACUUGAAGAGAAAGCCAAGACGAUAG